AUGCUUUGGAUCAGGAGAGUCCUGCAACGCUGGGGAAGGGUGGUGACAACGCGCAGCUGCCAGGCCAGAGCUCACUGCGCGUGUCUUCCCCAGACCCUGACUUCCCACUGCCACCAGUGCGUCAUUGUCACCAGCUCCAGCCACCUCCUGGGCACCCGCCUGGGCUCGGAGAUCGACCAAGCCGAGUGCACCAUCCGCAUGAACGAUGCCCCCACCACCGGCUACGAGGUGGACAUGGGCAACAAGACCACCUUCCGGGUGGUGGCUCACUCCAGCGUCUACCGGGUGCUGAAGAGGCCACAGGAGUUUGUCAACAAGACACCGGAGACCAUCUUCAUCUUCUGGGGACCUCCCGCCAAGAUGCAGAAGAGCCUGCUGAAAAUCAUCCAGCGCGUCAGCAUGUCCUUCCCCAACAUGACGGCCUACGUCGUCUCCCCGGGACGCAUGAAGCAGUUUGACGACUUGUUCCGGGGGGAGACGGGGAAGGACAGGUACCUCGGAGAGGUCUCUGGACCUCGCCGCCCGCUUUUCCGGG
Molecule: messenger RNA, 535 nt
Organism: Struthio camelus australis
Lineage: Eukaryota; Metazoa; Chordata; Aves; Struthioniformes; Struthionidae
Source: RefSeq, a predicted model, not a curated record